AUCUCGUCAUUGAAUUACUCAUCCUGUCUUUCUUAGUUUUUGUCCUCCAGAAAAAGACUCAUUUUUCAGAAUUAUUUGUAUCAAGGUGACUUUUUGAGAUUAGAUAACCAUAUUCAUCUGAAUACUGAAAAUGGGAAGUAAUCCUGCCAUUGUGCCUACUCCUGUAGAAGAUGUCCAAGGAGAUGGGCGAUGGCUCAGUAUGCAUCAGCACUUUGUGUCCCAAGCACAUGAUCUGGAGCCUGAUGUUGUGCUUGUUGGAGACUCCAUGUUAGCUAAUUUACAAAUAACUGAACUCUGGGAGAACUGGUUUGCUCCCCUGCACUCAAUGAAUCUCUCUGUGGGAGGGGACCAAACUCAGCAUGUUCUCUGGCGACUCCAUAAUGGAGAGCUUGAGUGCAUACAACCAAAGGUUAUUGUAGUAAUGGUGGGCACCAACAACCAUAGUCACAGUGCAGAACAAGUAGCUGAAGGUAUCAUGGAAGUGUGCAAGCUUUUGAAUGAGAAGCAGCCACAGGCAGACAUCGUGCUCCUGGCAUUGCUUCCAAGGGGUGAAAAGGAGAACCCAAUAAGAGAAAAACAUAGAAAAAUCAAUGAGAUUUUGGGUGAAGAAAGUAAAAAGAUUGAAAGGAUACAGAUGGUGGACUUGGGCCGAGAUUUAUUGCAAGCCGACGGCACCAUAAGCCACCGCGAUAUGUUCGACUACCUGCACCUGACGCACCGUGGCUACCGCCGCGUCUUCCAGCCCCUACAUGACCUGCUAACGCAGAUGCUGCACGGCGACGACUCUCAUCUAGUGAAUGAAAUCGCGGCAGCCACGCACUCCACUCUGCCGUCACCUAGUGACCCUGCCUCUGUGGCUGCUGAGUGAAUGCUCUACGCUUUCAAUGAUAUUAAAUAAAUUUAAUAAUCAUUAACUUAUCAAAUUGAUUGUGAUGGAUGGUGGCUAGACCAAAAUUAACGUUUCCUUGUAUGCAGAGAGAAAAGAAAACUUGUGUGAAUUGUUCAGUGUUCAAGUUUAAGUAUAAUAUAGUAGAGACAAGUUGUAGGUUGUAUUUUGGAGAGAUAUUUAUGAUAGAGUUGCCCAAUAUGACCAUCACCAAACUUGUUGGCAUCCUAAUGAUUAUUGCUACAAUGCUACGUCACCUGAUACUGGUAUGCUAAUAAAUCUCUUCGGUACUUGCAUUCAAUUGGCUGAAAUUUUUUUUCUAUAAAUUAUAAGCAUUCAAUACUUUCAGGACUUAAACACAAGUAAAAUUGCAAGUUUUGAAUUGCCGAAGACAUUAUGAUGCUAAAAUAUUGACAACUUUUGUCACUUGUUCUAGAUUAGCCUCAACUGACGAGUAGAAAAUUGUCACAAUAAGUGUAUCAGCUGCUGAACUUUGCAUGAUUCAGCAAACAAUUCAGAAUAUUAUUUGAUGUU
Messenger RNA from Hyalella azteca, 1420 nucleotides. It is a transcript of the gene Paf-AHalpha, whose product is annotated as platelet-activating factor acetylhydrolase IB subunit alpha2-like. The record is from RefSeq and is a predicted model, not a curated record. NCBI's taxonomy places the organism in Eukaryota, Metazoa, Arthropoda, Malacostraca, Amphipoda, Hyalellidae. Bases 131 to 868 code for a protein of 245 amino acids. The transcript has 5 exons.